AUGGCUGUGGCAGAGUUUGAACCUCCCACUGUUCCUGCCACAGCAUGCGAAUUGGCGGAGAUGGGCAAAACCGGCGUCGUUGCUGGCAGCUCUGCUGCAGCCCCGGGUUGUUUGGAAGGUGAUGAUUUUAAUCAUGCCGCCAAGAAAAGACGUGUGCUACGAGCAGCAUCGAGUUUGGCACCCAACAGCGUGCAGCUGGAUGCCUAUUCCGACCUUGAUGCAGGCUCUCUGGUUGCAAAUUCUACCAGCAAGCUCGCACAGGAUGCAUGUGUGGAUGUUGGUGCUGCUGGGGUCGACGAUGAAGAGAAAGAGUUGAAACUUGUGCGAUCCGCUAAUGUCGCCCCGCGUGGACGCAAAAGACCCUUCCUGCGAGCAGCUUCCAGCCUCGCCCCCUCACAAUACACGUGGCGGGAUUCACCAAGUCCAGUCGCAGAAGAUGAUGUCCAGGAGGAGGUCGAGGCGGCUGGUGCAAUUGUGCACGAAAUCGUGCAGCCACAGCUUCAUUCCGAUGCACAUGGUAUGAGCAAUUCGCCAGAGAAGGCCAAGGCUGCUUCCAUAGUAGAGCGAGGUAACACGACUGUGUUCAGCAAUCAGGGUACGAUCGCCCCAACAUUAGUGGUUGAAUCCGACAACCACGGCACGAAAGGCUGGCUGGAUUGUUUUCCGGGCCAUGUGCUGCCCGACAAUCAGAUGGAGUUGCUUGCGCAGAAGGGUGACAAAGAGAUUGUGGCUGCAACGUGCCAUGGAAGAAGCGAAUCUGCUUGUGUAGAGCAGGUUUUGUUGGAGGUUUCCAGCGUCGAGCCUGCCAACACGGACGUGCCCACAAAUUUGGGCACGCUGACCCCGACGUUGGUGGUCGAAUCUGAGAACCACGGUGUGUACGGCACUAAAGGUGAGCUGGACUGUCCUUUGGGUCCUGCAUCGCUUGCUUUGCAGAUGGAGCUGUGCAAUGGCACAGCAGGUGUGGUUGCAACGUGCCAUGGAAGGAGUGAACCUGCUCCUGUUGAGCAGCAGCUUGUGGACAAUGGCACUAUGCCAGGGCUCGACAGAGUGCUGUCAAAGCUCCCACGGCAACCAGCAAGGCGUCGCAUAGUUGGCAAGCAGCGAGCUCCUGCUUUGGCGAAGAACGGUUCUGUCCUGAUCCGCCAAUCUCUCGGACACACGCUUCGGCCACCCGAAGCUGGGUUCCUCGUGCGAGUCCAGGGUGACGGUUGGGGAGGCCCAUCAAAUGGCAGCGCCUCGUUUCUGGCAACGAUCACAGAAGCGGAUGACGAUACUUACACCGUCAUUCGAAGGGGUGAUUGUCAUGGCUCCUGGGAUGAAACACAUGUGUUGAAACGCGAGUGUUCUAUACUCGCCAGGACAAGUUCACAGCAAGAUGUGUAUUUGCACCGAGUCCCUGCCUGCAGCAUAUGA
Messenger RNA from Symbiodinium necroappetens, 1416 nucleotides. The record is from the annotation of a GenBank genome assembly. NCBI's taxonomy places the organism in Eukaryota, Dinophyceae, Suessiales, Symbiodiniaceae.